AUGAAGUUCCUGGCCCUGCUUUUCCUGCUGUCAGUGGGCGCAGCCAGCGCCGAGGUCUCUCCCAGGGCCAUGUGGCUGUUCCGCAAAAUGAUCAAGUGCACCCUGCCCAAGAGCCACCCACUGCUGGACUUCGCUGACUACGGCUGCUACUGCGGCUUGGGGGGCAGCGGCACUCCAGUGGAUGAGCUCGACAGGUGCUGCCAAGUACAUGAUAAGUGCUACUCACAGGCAAUGGAAAUGGAAUCCUGCAAAUUCCUCCUGGACAACCCCUACACUAAGCUGUACCGUUUUAGCUGCUCUGAUGAGGAGAUCACAUGCAGCAGCAAGAACAAGGAGUGCGCCAUGUUCAUCUGCAACUGCGACCGCGCCGCUGCCAAGUGCUUCGCCAAGGCGCCCUACAACCCCGAGCACAAGAAGCUGGACACGGACAAAUACUGCAAAUAAUUGAUUUCAUGUGCCUCAGGGCCGC
Messenger RNA from Poecile atricapillus (Black-capped chickadee), 469 nucleotides. It is a transcript of the gene PLA2G1B, whose product is annotated as phospholipase A2 group IB. Gene Ontology annotation, molecular function: calcium ion binding; signaling receptor binding; phospholipid binding. The transcript has 4 exons. NCBI's taxonomy places the organism in Eukaryota, Metazoa, Chordata, Aves, Passeriformes, Paridae. The record is from RefSeq and is a predicted model, not a curated record. Gene Ontology annotation, biological process: positive regulation of fibroblast proliferation; arachidonate secretion; phospholipid metabolic process. The coding region runs from base 1 to 444 and encodes 147 amino acids.